AUGGGCUCUUGCUCCGGCCGCUGCACGCUGCUCGUGCUCUGCGCUCUGCAGCUGGUCACUGCCCUGGAGAGGCAGGUGUUCGACUUCCUGGGCUACCAAUGGGCACCCAUCCUGGUCAACUUCAUCCACAUUGUUGUGGUCAUCCUGGGGCUCUUCGGCACCAUCCAGUACAGGCCACGUUACAUCGUAGUGUAUGCUGUGUGGGCAGCUAUCUGGGUUACCUGGAACACCUUCGUUAUCUGCUUCUACCUGGAAGUGGGAGGUCUCUCAAAAGACAGCGAGCUCCUGACCUUCAACCUCUCCCAGCACCGCUCCUGGUGGCGAGAGCAUGGACUAGGCUGUCUGCAUGAGGAGGUGUCCACAGCCAGUCUUGGAGCCCUGCACGGCCAGGCCCUGGUAUCGGGUGCUAGCUGUGCCCUGGAGCACAGCUAUGUGGAGGUUCUGCACAGCAGCCUGCAGAUCCUGGUGGCGCUCCUGGGCUUUGUCUACAGCUGCUAUGUGGUCAGCACGUUCACAGAAGAAGAGGACAGCUUUGAUUUCAUUGGUGGAUUUGAUCCCUUCCCUCUGUACCAUGUCAAUGAAAAGCCGUCCGGCCUCUUGUCCAAGCAGGCAUAUUUGCCUGCAUAAGUGAGGAAGCUGUGAUCCGCUUCUGUGGCCUCCAGCCUCAGCCACAGGACAAUAAGGCCCCCCCAGGGCCUUGGGACACACCCCUGCCUCCCUGUCCACCUGCACUUGCUCAGGUUCUCUGUGGACACCAGCCAGAGUGGCCAUGCCAGGC
This is a messenger RNA of Castor canadensis (American beaver), 778 nucleotides long. RefSeq names its product sodium/potassium transporting ATPase interacting 4 (gene Nkain4). The record is from RefSeq and is a predicted model, not a curated record. NCBI's taxonomy places the organism in Eukaryota, Metazoa, Chordata, Mammalia, Rodentia, Castoridae. Gene Ontology annotation, biological process: regulation of sodium ion transport.